Messenger RNA from Symbiodinium natans, 1737 nucleotides. The record is from the annotation of a GenBank genome assembly. NCBI's taxonomy places the organism in Eukaryota, Dinophyceae, Suessiales, Symbiodiniaceae.
AUGCAAAACACGCAACUUCUCUCGAAUGAAGAUGCACUCUCUGGCAACGUUGUGGCAGCGCAGCUUCAGCCGGAGGCCCUUCGCGAGGUCGAAGCUUUCUGGGUCGACAACAGCGAGCUGAAGUCCGAAAGCCGCGGGAUUGCUUACCGCCGUAGCAUGAGCCUGUCAGACAAGGAGCCGAAGAAAAUUGCCGAGUUCAACACCGUGGUUCGUGGGAUUCCGCACGAGCACUCAGCGUGGCUUCAGGUAGACGGCUUCUUCUUGCCGAUGAGGGUAGGGGGAAAGGAUGUGCUCAGGAAAGUAUGGUGGUCCCGAGCAGAUGUCGAAGACCACAUGGCUAUCGGACCGUCCGCUGAUGCGGCGGCUGAGGAAUUCCAGCGACACCGCAAGCUGGUUGAAGAAGAGGUGUGGGGGCGGGGGAACACGCAGGAGACAAGCCUGCUGGAGGCCGUGGCCAAGAGUCCCGAAAGCCCGGCCUUAGCUCGACCGUUGGUGGCGGGCACGGGUUGUUGGUACGAGGUGGUUUGUGAAAGGCUUGUCAUCCGUACGGCUCCCAGCCUAGAAGCACCCAUGCAGGGCACCCGGCGGCGUGGUCAGAAGUUGGAAGUCUUCGACUGGGAUGCUUCGAGGACGUGGAGAAGGAUUUCUACCGGCUUGGGGCCUGCUUGGGUUCUGCUGGAUUCUGAGACAGGCCCUGUCCUCCGGCCAAAGGAUGUUCCAUUCUCGCAGCAGCCUUUGCAUCCUCUUUGCCAAGCAGCAAGGGAAGGAAGCCUUCCGGACAUCCAGCGCUUUCUGUCCGAAGGGCUUUCAGUGAACGCACGCGACGUCGACGGACACACGCCGUUGAUGCUCGCCGCCCAAAACUUUGGUUGGGAAGGCUUUGUUGCAUGCGUACUACUUCUUGAGGCUGAUGCUGACCCGAACCUGAGUCUACUUCGUACAGAUGAAGCGGCGCAACGUGAGAAGCUGGUCCGGCUUGAGCGAGAGAAGCGUGCUGCCGCUGAGCGUGAGGAUUUCGUGAAGGCUGCCAGCAUCAAGACCGAGAUCGAGGUCUUAAAGAAAGACCUGCAGGAGCCCGGCAGCACUGCGCUUGCCCUUGCCGGUGAUACAGCUGCCGCAGAACUGUUGAAGAUGAUGUCAACGGGAAGUCUAUUCUGUGACACGCAGAAGUUGCACGCAGUCUAUGAUGAAAUACGAGGUCUGCCAGGCUCUGCAUGUAAGGGAAUACCUGGCAGGGUUGAAGCGCUGGUUCGCCUCGCGGAGUCCAAAGUCGACUCAAAGCCGCAGCCUGCGAAGCACAGUGAAGCCAUGGAGGCCUUGAUCGAGGAGCCUGCAAAAGCAACCGCUCAGCCUACCGAGCCUAUUGAGCCUGCUCAGCCUGCUCAGCCUGCUGAGCCUGCUGAGCCUUCUGUCACCGUGCCACAAGACACCACCUUGGUGGAGUCCUUGGAUGAAGAUGACCUUCCAGUGCUUGACACAGAGGUCGAGGAGCAGUCACGCGGUGUCGUCUAUCGGGUUGUGCACGACAAGGCUGUGGUGUAUGAAGAGCCCUCGCUGUCUGCAGACGUCUUAGGCCAGCUGAAAAGGAAUCAGUUGGUGGAAGUGUUCGACUAUGACCGUUCCAGGUCAUUCGGUCGCGUAGAAGUCUGCCAUCGAACCACCCGAUUUCGAGAGAAGGGCUGGGUUCUGUUCCAGGAUGAGAUAGCCGGCGACCUGCUGAAAGCGUUUCGUCGGUAG